AUGGAGCAUCACGGCGAAGAUGUUCAAACUGAUGAAGAGUUAACACCAACUCCUGAAAACAGGAUUAUUUUAACAUGGUUACGAUUAAUUCAUACAGAGCUACCCGCCUUGGUUAAACAACGAUAUGGCACAGAACUCAGAUCCAAAACCCUGGCCAGCCUCAAACCCGAGAUUUCCCAGGCUCUUGACUCCCUUCUUGAGGAAAUCCACGCCACAAAUGAAGCAAAGGUUCUUCGCACUGCCUUCCAACGCUCUUCUCAACAACGUGCCAACCCCAAACCAGCCAAAACAAGAACGCAACUAAAAGCUGCCCACUGUGCAAGCAAACAAAACGAUCACAGUUCCAGCAUUACUUAA
Paramuricea clavata is the source of this 357-nucleotide messenger RNA. NCBI's taxonomy places the organism in Eukaryota, Metazoa, Cnidaria, Anthozoa, Malacalcyonacea, Plexauridae. The record is from the annotation of a GenBank genome assembly.